AUGGGAGUCUUUAAAAUUGAUGCUCUCGUAGUCGGGGCCGGUUUUGGAGGGAUCUAUCAGCUGAAGAAGCUACUGGACCUUAAGCUCUCGGUCAAAGUCAUUGAUGCCGCAGACGAUGUCGGUGGCACGUGGUAUUGGAAUCGCUACCCAGGUGCUAUGUCAGACACGGAGUCCUUCCUGUACAGGUACUCUUGGGAUGUGGAAGAUUUGAAGUCCUAUCCUUGGAAUCGACACUACCUCCAGGGACCUGAGAUCCUCGAGUAUCUCGAACACGUGGUCGAAAGAAACAAUCUUCGCAAACAUUUCCAGUUCAACACAGAGCUCAUAGGCGCCACUUGGAGUGAUGCAGAGGAGAGAUGGAUUGUGGAGACAUCUGUCGGCGAUACCUUCAAGUCCAGGUACCUCGUCACCGCGUUGGGGCUGCUCUCAAAGUCCAAUAUACCGAACAUUCCUGGAAUCGAUUCCUUCAAGGGACAACUUCACCACACUGGUCGAUGGCCGAAAGGUCUUGACAUCCGCGGAAAGAAAGUGGGUGUCAUCGGCAACGGCUCUACUGGCACACAAGUCAUCACGGCAGUCGCCAAAGAGGUUGAGACCCUCGUUUGCUUCCAACGCACACCACAGUACAGCGUGCCCAGCGGAGAUCGAGAGGUGGCUCCGGGCUACCGAGACGAUCUGAAUCAAAAGUACACUGAGGUAUGGAAGGACGCCAAGAACACCAUGUUCGCGUUCGGGUUUCAGGAAAGCGACCGUCCUACCUUUAGUGUGGAUGAAGCAGAACGCGAAAAGAUAUUCGAAUCAGCCUGGCAAAAAGGAGGCGGCUUUAGAUUCAUGUUUGAAACUUUCUGUGAUAUCUCAUAUGAUGAAGCGGCCAACAAUGCUGCUGCAGACUUCAUUCGAAAGAAGAUUUCUGAGAUUGUGAAAGAUCCUGAAACGGCGAGGAAACUGACCCCAACCGACUACUAUGCGAGAAGGCCUCUGUGUGAUUCUGGAUAUUAUGAGCAAUUCAACAGACCUAAUGUCAAGCUUGUGGACCUUAAAGAAACGUCGAUUAGCCAAGUCGUCCCACAGGGGGUGAAAUUGGAGAACGGCGAAGUACACGAGCUGGAUCUGUUAGUGUUUGCGACUGGGUUCGACGCAGUCGAUGGCAACUACAGUCGAAUCGCCAUCAAGGGUCGCGACGGACGCUCUCUCAAGGACCACUGGACUGCUGCUGGGCCAGUCUCAUAUCUUGGCAUAUCAGUCCCUGACUUCCCAAACAUGUUCAUGGUUCUAGGACCCAAUGGGCCAUUCACAAAUUUGCCUCCUACCAUCGAGACUCAAGUGGAAUUCAUCACAGACCUCAUCGAGAUAGCUGAGUUAUCACGGUCUAGACCAACGUUGAACGGCGAAUCAAAAUCACUAUCGACUAGCAACGCCACGGCCGACGCUGUCAAUGGUACUCCAGGGUAUGGUCCAGAGGUUAUCGAAGCGACCAAGGAGGCCGAAGAAGAGUGGACCGAGCUAUGUGACAAACUGAGCUCGGGCAGUCUCUUCCGCAAGACAGAUUCCUGGAUCUUCGGCGCCAAUAUUCCUGGAAAGAAGCCGGCUGUCAUGUUCUUUUUUGGUGGACUUGCGAAUUAUAGGUCGAAGCUCCAGGAGAUCCUUGCGAACAACCUGCAAGGCUUUGUCAGACGAGGUCAGGGCAAGGGUUUAGCCGCUCCUAGUAAUGCGCCUGUAACUCAGAGUGUGGCUGUUGGAUCCUGA
Messenger RNA from Exophiala aquamarina CBS 119918, 1746 nucleotides. Its product is annotated as cyclohexanone monooxygenase. NCBI's taxonomy places the organism in Eukaryota, Fungi, Ascomycota, Eurotiomycetes, Chaetothyriales, Herpotrichiellaceae. Gene Ontology annotation, molecular function: N,N-dimethylaniline monooxygenase activity; flavin adenine dinucleotide binding; NADP binding. Bases 1 to 1746 code for a protein of 581 amino acids. The transcript is spliced from 2 exons. The record is from RefSeq and is a predicted model, not a curated record.